This is a messenger RNA of Glycine soja, 1502 nucleotides long. RefSeq names its product thaumatin-like protein 1. The transcript is spliced from 3 exons. NCBI's taxonomy places the organism in Eukaryota, Viridiplantae, Streptophyta, Magnoliopsida, Fabales, Fabaceae. Bases 106 to 1053 code for a protein of 315 amino acids. The record is from RefSeq and is a predicted model, not a curated record. Gene Ontology annotation, cellular component: extracellular region. Gene Ontology annotation, biological process: defense response.
CAUUCUCAAAUUCAUAUUACAAGAAGAAGAAGAAGAAGAACUUGGAUAAUUGUUAAUUAUAACUAAUUAAUUCUCUCAGUUCUUCUUCUUCUUGUUUCUCUGAUUAUGGAUCGCCCAACACUAUCAUUAUUUUCAUUCCUACUAACACUCCAUCUAUCACUAUCAGGGGUAAUUUCAACCACUUUCACUCUAGUUAACAAAUGUGAGUACACGGUGUGGCCGGGAAUUCUUUCCAAUGCUGGUGUUCCUCCUCUUUCCACCACAGGCUUCGUUCUCCAAACCGGCGCGUCCACUACAAUCGCCGCACCCGCGUCUUGGGGUGGCCGUUUCUGGGGCAGAACAUUAUGCUCCCAGGACUCAACCAGCGGCAAGUUCUCCUGCGUCACCGGCGACUGCGGCUCCGGCAAGCUCGAGUGCUCCGGAAACGGCGCCGCGCCGCCUGCCACCCUGGCCGAGUUCACCCUGGACGGCGCCGGAGGACUCGAUUUCUUCGAUGUAAGCCUUGUCGACGGCUACAACGUGCCGAUGCUGGUGGUGCCGCAGGGUGGCUCCGGCGGGAAGUGCAGCGCGACGGGGUGCGUCGGGGACCUGAACGGCGCGUGUCCCUCAGAGCUGAAGGUGAUGAGUGGCGAUGGGAGAGAGGGAGUGGUGGCGUGCAAGAGCGCGUGCGAGGCGUUUAACUCGCCGCAGUAUUGCUGCAGUGGCGCGUACGGCACGCCCGACACGUGCAAGUCUUCGUCUUACUCCGAGAUAUUCAAGAGCGCUUGCCCACGCGCCUAUAGCUACGCUUACGACGACAAGACCAGCACCUUCACCUGCGCUUCCGCGGAUUAUACCAUCACCUUUUGUCCUUCCCCCACCACCAGUCAGAAGGCAUCACAGGGGCAAGAUGGUUCUUCUACUACCUCUCCCUUGCUGAACAACAACGGCACAAUGGUGUAUGAAGGUGCAUUUGGUCAGAAUGAAAUCUCGUGGGCCACGUGCAGCCACGUGUUCCAAUCCCAAGCCCUCGCCGGCAUUGUCAGUAUGACGAUGGCUAUGUGGCUCUUCUAAAUAAUACUUAUUUUUCUCAAUCAAGGCCACGUUCAUUGGCCCAAACAAGAUGGUAGUAGGAGUGGGACCCUAUUCUCUUGCACACCAAGAACAACCUUAGUUGAAUAUGAGCCCAUGCUCACGUGGAUGUGAUUCGUUUGAUGAAGGGAUAGCUCACCCGACAUCGUUUAAUUACUACAUCUAUACCAUCAUUUUUGGGUACCAGACUCCAAUACUACGUAUUAUACAUACAGCCAAAUAGGCAACAACGUAGUAAUUAGUUUUUAGUUUUUUUUUUUUUUUAUUCUAGUUAUUUAUUUAUUUAUUUUUUAUAGGUUAGAUUAUCAAUAGGAAUACCAUUAUUGAAUUCUGUGUUAUGGGCGGGGAAAUUCUUUAUUGAUUCGGCAAUGUGCGGCUGUAAUAUUUGACGACAAUAAAGAAAUGGAUUCGUAUAUUGCAUAUUUUCAUUA